GCAUGAAAAGGUACAGUUUAAGUCAGUGGGUUCAGGAUGUGGUUAAAAGUAGCAUUCGGCAUACUCCUUGCCAUAACUUUAACUUUCGGUAGCCCGUUGAGUGCAUUACAUAACGAUGAUGUAGUAGUCGAGGAAUCAAAGUAUAGAACAGUGAAAAGCGAUGAAUCGGUGAUUUCACCGCUAUAUGUGCCAACAACUUAUCGUCUUCCAAAUAACUCAAUUCCACUACACUACGAUCUGUUCAUAACAACGGACAUCGAUAAAGGAACAUUUGAUUUUACUGGCAGUGUUAAAAUUCACAUUCAAAUCGUCAAUGAAUCGCAAGAAAUCAUACUGCAUUACCGUCAGACGACCAUCGACGUUAUAAAUUUGUUAAAUGUCGACGGAUCAGCAAUCGUAGCUCAAGAUUUACCGUACGAACAAAUUGAAGCCUACGACUUUUUGGUCAUCACACUGCCAAAUACAGUCUACCCUAACGAUGAGCUUGUACUCGAAAUCAACUAUUUCAACGAACAUCGAUCAAAUGGUGCUGGAUUUUAUCGUGGAAGCUAUGUGAACACGGAUGGAGUCACGGUGUGGUAUGCCACAACACAAUUCGAAAUCGAUGAUGCUCGCCAUGCAAUGCCCUGUUAUGAUGAGCCAGGCAUUCGGGCACCGAUCAGUGCUACUCUGCGACACGGCCGCACGUAUACAGCCGUUUCGAAUACAGAUGUGGAGUCAACAACCGAAGAUGGAGAGUAUUUGAUCACCAAAUUUUUUGAAACACCUCCCAUUCAAACGUACUUGCUUGCGUUUCUGGUGUCAGAUUUUGAAUAUGUCAAUGCGACCGAUACCAGAAUUCCACAGAAAAUUUACGCACGACCGGAGUUAAUCCGAAAUGGUUUCGGUGACUUCGCUGCAACUGUAGUCGGACCGAUAUUGAAGGGUCUCGAGGAUCAUAUUGGUGUUGAUUAUCCGAUAACGAAAAUGGAUCAUGCAGCACUAACCUUAUUCAAUUUUGGUGCUAUGGAAAAUAUUGGUUUGAUAACGUACACUGAAAAUGGACUACUUUUGGACCCGAACACGGCGCCAGCUUCUCAAGAAAGCAGACGAAUGAGCAUUACAAGACUGAUAGCCCAUGAAUAUGUGCAUCAAUGGUUCGGGAAUAUCGUCAGUCCAACUUGGUGGCAAUAUGUUUGGUUAAAUGAAGGCUUUGCUACUCUGUUUCAAUCUUAUAUAUCCGAUCUGGUCUACCCGGGAAUGAAUUUCUUAAACAAUUUCAUCACAAAUGACAUGCCACGCGCAUUCUCCGUAGAUGUCCUAUCGCAAAACUCAUGGGCAAUGAAUCAUUACACCGACGAACCAGCACGAUUGUGGGAUAAAUUCGGUGGCAUCGGCUACCAAAAAUCCGGAUGUGUAUUGAGAAUGUUCCAAGCAACGUUAACACCGGAGACGUUUGCUAAAGGAUUGAACUACUACCAAACCACUAUGUAUAUGAAAGCGGCAACACCCGAUGACCUACACGCCGGUUUGCAACAGGCGUAUGAUGAAGAUUACCCGGGUAACACUUUGAAUGUCAACGAAUUGAUGCAUUCAUGGGAAGAUCAACCUGGUUAUCCAUUGAUUUCGGUUCGCGUAUCGAACAACGAUUUAGUAUUCAGUCAGAGAAGAUAUCCGGACAGCGCUGGUGAGAUUUAUUCUGUUCCAUUGACAAUGGCCACAAAAUCGAAUGUAGCCUUCGAUCGUAAAACGCCUACCGUCUGGUUACAUAGCGCGGAGGAUGUCUUUGCGCAAUCUCAAUUGAAUUACGCAUCUGGCGAUUGGAUUGUAUUGAAUACGCAACAAAUUGGUUACUAUCGCGUUGACUAUGAUACCAGUUUAUGGCGUGCGAUAAUCAAUCAACUAACGGAAGAUCACACCUUGAUUCAUGCAAUUAACAGAGCUGUUCUACAAGACGAGAUCUACUUAUCACUGACUGAUUCAACCUUGAAUCGUGUCACUGUGGCUGAUUGCCUAAAUAUCUUGCAAUAUUUCGGAAAGGAGGAUGAACCGAUUGCAUGGUCCAAGGCGAAUGCAUUGAUCAGUCUACUAAACAGACGGUUGCUUGGCACUACAAAGUAUGAAGAUUUCUUACAGUUUUUGCGAGAAAUCACCACACCGCAUCUGAGCGCCAUUGGCUACGAAGCGGUAGACUUUGAAGCAUCAGUAACCACUUCUUUGAGAAGUUCAACGAAAUCUUGGAAUUGUCUUGCACUGAAUGAUGCGUGUCUAACCAACGAAUAUGACAAAUUCCUGCAAUUUUACAAUACCGGAUCGAGCGCUUCGUUUGAUUAUUGCCAUGCUCUGAGAAAUCUCAAUGCCGACACUUAUCAGACUAUUGUUAAUGGUGUGGCUACAGAUUCGAGCUACAGCUCUCGCACAAACUAUCUAAAUAAUUUGGGAUGUUCGCUGAACGAAGUUAAUUUGAGAAACUUCCUGGAUAUCACAAUCUCAACGAAUAUUUUAACAGCAGAAGAACGACAAAAUAUUUUCAUAAAUACAAUGGGCAGAAGCUCGCUGGCAUUGGGAGCAACAAUUGCAUUUAUUGAUGAAAAUUAUGCAGCAUUAAGCACACGAAUCAGUUCUCUUAAUGACCUUCUAAAAUCGCUGGCACCACUACUCAAUUCGAACGAGAAUAUCGCACAGUUCCAGACGUUAGUAAAUAAAUUAGUUGAAUAUGGAAUAUCACUGGACGUAUCGCAAAUUGAAGCACUUUAUAUGGAUGGCGUGAGCUGGCACAACAAUCAUUUCCAAGCGAUCAUCGAUUGGUUUGGUCCAGAUGAAGAAACCACAACCGAAGUACCGACUAACCCACCGACUAAUCCACCGACUAAUCCUCCAACUGAUCCACCAACAACACAGCCCCCUCAAACUACUGAUGCUCCAUCAAGUGCACCGACAGGAGUAAUUUUAUCGUUUGGAAUUGCUAUUGUUUGUUUGGCAUUACAUUUGUGAGUCAGUUUAGGCAUUUUUAGAAUAGAUGAAGACUGCACCAAAUUUUGGGUCAAUAAAGUUUUUCUUGAGAUUAUCAA
Molecule: messenger RNA, 3050 nt
Organism: Bradysia coprophila
Lineage: Eukaryota; Metazoa; Arthropoda; Insecta; Diptera; Sciaridae
Product: aminopeptidase N-like
Biological process (GO): proteolysis; peptide catabolic process
Cellular component (GO): cytoplasm; membrane
Molecular function (GO): zinc ion binding; peptide binding; metalloaminopeptidase activity
Source: RefSeq, a predicted model, not a curated record